UUGGAGCGGGGAGGGGGGGAAUCGGGCUGCAUAAUGAGGAGGACUGACUUUUCUCUCCAUGUCCCCUUCCGGCUCCGGGAAGCGGCGGGACGUUGGCGGUCGCCUGAGCGAGCGCGACGCGAAUCGAGGGCCACUCGGCCGGAGCGGCCGCGGCCCGCCGCCCAGCGGAGUUGGGUUUUCCUGAUCCGGCUCGGGCUGCCCCUCCUCCGGUACCCUCCCCUCUGGAACCGUCGCUCACGGCGCUUGGGACGGGCUCACUCGUGUGAAAAGGUGGUCAAGUCCUCUUUUCAAGAGAAGAUGACUUUUAACAGUUUUGAAGGAUCUAGAACUUGUGUACCUGCAGACACCAAUAAGGAUGAAGAAUUUGUAGAAGAGUUUAAUAGAUUAAAAACGUUUGCUACCUUUCCAAGUAGUAGUCCUGUUUCAGCAUCAACAUUGGCACGGGCAGGAUUUCUUUAUACUGGUGAAGGAGAUACUGUGCAGUGCUUUAGUUGUCACGCAGCAGUAGAUAGAUGGCAAUAUGGAGACUCAGCUGUUGGAAGACACAGGAAAAUAUCCCCAAAUUGCAGAUUUAUCAAUGGUUUUUAUUUUGAAAACAGUGCCACACAGUCUACAAAUCCUGGUGUCCAAAAUGGCCAGUACAAAGCUGAAAACUAUGUGGGAAACAGAAAUCAUUUUGCUCUUGACAGACCAUCUGAGACUCAAGCAGAUUAUCUUUUGAGAACUGGACAGGUUGUAGAUAUUUCAGACACCAUAUUCCCAAGGAACCCUGCCAUGUGUAGUGAAGAAGCUAGACUGAAGUCAUUUCAGAACUGGCCAGACUAUGCCCAUAUAACCCCCAGAGAGUUAGCUAGUGCUGGCCUCUACUACACAGGGAUUGAUGAUCAAGUGCAGUGUUUUUGUUGUGGUGGAAAACUGAAAAAUUGGGAGCCCUGUGACCGUGCCUGGUCAGAACACAGGAGACACUUUCCCAACUGCUUCUUUGUUUUGGGCCGGAAUGUUAAUGUUCGAAGUGAAUCUGGUGUGAGUUCUGAUAGGAAUUUCCCAAAUUCGACAAUUUCUCCAAGAAAUCCAACCAUGGCAGAAUAUGAAGCACGGAUCAUUACUUUUGGAACAUGGAUAUACUCAGUUAACAAGGAGCAGCUUGCAAGAGCUGGAUUUUAUGCUUUAGGUGAAGGUGAUAAAGUGAAAUGCUUUCACUGUGGAGGAGGGCUCACAGAUUGGAAGCCAAAUGAAGACCCUUGGGAACAGCAUGCUAAGUGGUUUCCGGGGUGUAAAUAUCUAUUGGAUGAGAAGGGGCAAGAAUAUAUAAAUAAUAUUCAUUUAACCCAUUCGCUUGGGGAAUCUUUGGUAAGAACUGCUGAAAAAACACCUUCACUAACUAAAAGAAUCGAUGAUACCAUCUUCCAAAAUCCUAUGGUACAAGAAGCUAUACGAAUGGGAUUCAGUUUCAGGGACAUUAAGAAAACAAUGGAAGAAAAAAUCCAAACAUCUGGGAGCAGCUAUCUAUCACUUGAGGUUCUGAUUGCAGAUCUAAUGAGUGCUCAGAAAGAUAAUACACAGGAUGAAUCAAGUCAGACUUCAUUGCAGAAAGACAUUAGUACAGAAGAGCAGCUAAGGCGCCUACAAGAGGAGAAGCUUUGCAAAAUCUGCAUGGAUAGAAAUAUUGCUGUAGUUUUUGUUCCUUGUGGACAUCUGGUCACUUGUAAACAAUGUGCCGAAGCAGUCGACAAAUGUCCCAUGUGCUACACAAUCAUUACGUUCAAGCAAAAAAUUUUUAUGUCUUAAUUCAGAGCCACAGUAGGCAUGUUAUGUUCUUCUUACUCUAAUUGAAUAUGUGAUGUGAGCAAACUUUAAGUAAUCAGCAUUGCAUUCCAUUAGCAUCUGCUCCCGAGUGGAAACAAAUGUUAACAGCACUGUUGCAGUCUAAACUUUGAAUUUCUAGAUCUUUUAGGCUAUUAGCCAUAUUGUUUAUCCAGUAUUUUACUCAAUUGAAACCUUAGACAAAGAAGCAUUUAAUAUUAUAACAUUUUACCUUGUGUAUUUGUAGUAUACUGGUUUGAUUUUUAUGUGUAAGUGAAUUAAUCACCUGCAUUUUUUCAUUCCUUUCAGAUAAGCUUAAUAAAUGGGGUGUUCUGUAUAAGCAGGGAGAUUUCAGUUAAUCUGCCCAAUCACUUCAUUUGUUUAUUGUGAACAGGGAAGAACUGUUUCACACUGGUGGGAGGAUAAACAUUGUUUUUAGAUGUUUGUCUGUGUUUUAGGAUUUUGUCUGUUUCCUUUCAAAAUUAUAAAUGUACUUGUAUGAAUGCUUUUUUAAAAGUGAUUUUGCCAUCUCCCAAAAGAUAUUAAAUGAUAGACUACUAUCUAACUAGCAUAUACUAACAUGGAAAGACAACAAAGAUACAGUAAGUGUAAAAUACAAAUGGCAAAACACUAUGUAUAGUUUGAGUCAAAUCAAGGUGUGUGAAUUUUGUAUCUGUACAGGACAAAAAAGAUUUGGAAAGAUAUGCAUCACACUCUUAAAUAUGUUUUUUUUUCUUGAGGGGGUGGGGGCAUGGGUCUUAGAGGGGCUUAUAGGUGCCCUUCUUUUUUUUUAUUCUGUUUGAAGUUUAUAUAACUAUGUAUUACUUUUAUAUAAUCAUAAUUUUUAGAAAAUAUUUUACUGAUUUAAAGGCUUAGGCAUGUUCAAACGUCUGCAAAACUACUUAUCGCUCAGUUUUAGUUUUUCUAAUCCAAGAAAGCAGGCCAGUUAAUUUUCUGGUGCCAAUGUGAAAUUUAAAUGUUUUUGUUUUACCUGCUUUGUGGAUGAAAAAUACUUCUGAGUGGUAGUUUUCUGACAGGUAGACCAUGUCUUAUCUUUUUUCAAGAUAAAUAUUUCUGAUUUUGUAAAAUGAAAUAUAAAAUAUGUCUCAGAUCUUCCAAUUAAUUAGUAAGGAUUCAUCCUUAAUCCUUGCUAAUUUAAGCCUGCCUAAGUCACUUUACUAAAAGAUCUUUGUUAACCCAGUAUUUUAAACAUCUGUCUGCUUAUGUAGGUAAAAGUAGAAGCAUGUUUGUAUGCUGCUUGUAGUUUUAGUGACAGCUUUUCAUGUUGAGAUUCUCAUGUCAUUUUGUGUCCUGAAAGUUUCGUUUCAUGUGAGUUUUUACUGUUAGGAUGAUUAAGAUGUAUAUAGUACAGAAUGUUAAGUCUCUGAUUGUUUUAUGUUUGUUUGUUUCUUGACUAGUAAUGGUAGUAAAUAUUUUUAAAACUAUUUUCUCAAGAUCCUUAAAACCUCUUGGAAACUGUAGCAUACUGACAAGAGUAGUUGUUUAAAUAUGAUUUAACAACUUAUGUAAGAGUCAGUAAGAAUAAAAUCAAGCUAAAAUGCUUCAUAGAACACAGGAUUUGCCUUAAAUAAUUAUCAUGAUAAGACCUCUUAUAGAGACUGGUCUAUUUUACUACAGAGAACAGUUUGAGAGUGAAACUGUUACAAUUUAUACUUUUUGUUGUAUUUUCUAAGAGAAAGAGUAUUGUUAGGUUCUCCUAACCUCUGUUGACCACUAUGGUAAGUGAUGUCAUUUUAAUUGCAAAUUUAAAUAGAAAUUAACAGAAUUAAGUAAAUGACUACCCUUUUUUCUCAUUUCUUUUUUCAUGAAAAUCCUUAGUUCUUUGUAUUGUCUCCUACUUAGGUUCAGUUAUGUAGUCAUUAAGUUGAGCUUGAUCUAAAUUGACUAAGUUUUAAAUUUAAAUUUACAUUUAAAGCAUUCUACAAGGGAAUAAAAGUUUUUUUUGUUGUUGUUGUUUUGGUUUUUCGAGACAGGGUUUCUCUGUGGCUUUGGAGCCUGUCCUGGAACUAGCUCUUGUAGAGUCUACAACUCACAAAGAUCCGCCUGCCUCUGCCUUCUGAGUGCUGGGAUUAAAGGUGAAAAGUGUUAAUUUUAAGAAAAAUUUUCUAAGACUCUUCAGGUACAAGUCACGUAGGUAGUUUGUUUAAUCUAGUUGUUAGCCAAGGAUUCAAGGACUGAAUUGUUUUUGAAUAAGGCUUUUCAUGUUCUGGGAGCCUCAGUUUAUUUAAAACUCCCCUUUUAAAACUUGUGUGCUGAGAGUUAAGCAAAACCUCUUUUUUUUUUUUUUUUUUUUGUCUUCAUGAGUUGCAAAAUUGAAUUCGUGAAGCUGAUGCACUAACAGGUUUAUUUUAAGAAUUGUUUAGAAAAUGCUGUUGCUUCAGGUUCUUAAAAUCACAGCGCUCCAAUUCUAAUCAAAUUGUUGGAGGCUUACCAGAGUUAGUCUGAGCUCAUACUAGGAAAAAAAACCACUGGAUCCUUUCCAAUAUAGCUGUGCAAAAAUUGCUCACUUGGAAGGUCAAAAUAUAGCCAGAUCCAAAUCACCCCUGAGUGUUGGUGUUCUUUUCUGUAUAAAGUUCACUCUAGGAUUUUGAAGUAACCACCUAUUUUACUACAUACUAGUCAUUUGAAAUUUGAUGUUAUUUUGUAAUAAAUAGCUAAUUUUAUUUGUAAUUUACUGUGUUGAUCAAAACUUUUGUGAGUGUUUGGCAUUUAUUAAAUAAAUAGAGUUUAUUUGAUUAAUGGCUUAGUAUUCCCUUUCCUGCUAGAUUUUGCCUCUUCCUUUGGUUAGGGGUAGAGGUGAGGUGACUGUAGUAAGUGAAUAUAAUGUGGCUAUGUUAUGGCAUUUUGUUAUUUUGGUAUUUAAAAUGUGUAUUUUUCUGUUUUAAUUUCAGUAGGUAAAAUUUAUAUCUUGAGCUCUCUAAAUGGAAAUUACCACUCCAGCAUUAGCUGCAUGUAUUGCUCUUAUUAAACCUAAAUCAUUGUUUUACUUCUGACUGCCUAGGUACUGAAUAAGAGAAGAGGAGAAAUGAAAUAGAUUGUAUAUCAUUGCUAUUAAAGAAAUAAGAAAAUGGAGAAAUAUUUGGCCCAUAGCAUUUUAGUCAUAUCUUCUCUUUUUAAAAAGAUAGCUAUCAGUGAAGAAAUGAGCUGGCCAUAUAGGCUUCACAGCCUGAGUUCAAAUCUCCAAAACCCACAUAAAAACUGGGUGAAAUAGCCCAAACAUCUGUAAUCAUAGAAUGCUUACACAAAACAGGAAGCAGAUAGCAGAAUGUCCAGAAGUUCAAGGUCAGCUAAUUUGGCUUGGGCAUUAGAAAAGAGUCACUGUUAAACAUGGUAGGAAUGUGAGGGCCCACCAACACACAAACCUCCACACAUGCAUCAUAGCAGGUAUUCCACCUGCACCUAGGCACAUACGCAAAAGAGAAAAAAAAUAGCCAUCUGUAAGAUGAGAAUGUUACCUUUACCAUCUUCUCCAAGAUGAUGGAACUCAACUCAAGAAGAACAUAUCUUAUAAGCCGUAAGUUUAACUCCCAUGCUAAAACUUUUUAUUUCCAAGACAGGAUUUCUCUGUGUAACAGCUCUGGCUGUCCUGGAACUCACUCUGUAGAUCAGGCUGACCUUGAACUCACAGAGAUCUGCCUGUGUGCCUCUCUGAGUGCUGGGAUUAUAGCUAUGCACCCCCACUGCCCGGCAAGCCUAGACCUUCUCUGGUUUUGCUUUGAUGGAGGACCUUGGACUAAAGCUUAAAAGACAGCCUGGAAAGAUAACCACUAAGAGUACUUGCUGCUUCUGCAGAGGACCAAGGUUCAGUUACCAGUACCCACAUGGUGACUCACAACUGCAGCUCCAGCUACAGGCUAUCUGGUGCCCUCUUCUGACUGAAAUGGGCACCUACAUGUAUGUACACAUAAACACGCACAUAUACGCAUGAAAUAAUCUUUAAAUCUUAAGUGACUCAUUAACUUUUAGUCACUAUUACUCAUUUCUCUGGGUGCUUCUUAUAAUGAAGCUAAAAGUUGCAAUAAAUAAAUAGAUCAAUCCUUUAAAAUAUUUAAAUUCAUUUUUUCAAAAACUAGAAAAAUAUUCUUACUAAAUUCAGUUGAGUUUUUCUAAUGGAAAUACUUAUUCCCAUCGUAAUAUUUCAGUUUAUCUCCGAAACAUUCAGCACAACAUAGAUUUCUUCCUUACAUAAUAACAUCACAGACCAUCAGAGCUAGAAAUUACCUUAGAGAGUAGCCUCUUCGCACCACCACCACCCUUAUUUUAUCAUAGAAGUAAGUCCCUUUACUGGGACAUAAUUUGAAGUUGAAAAUCUCUGCACCACAGCAACUACCUGUCUUGGAAAGUCUCAGAUGUUUAUUUUUCAACAGUUCCACUCUGCUCUAAUUUUCACUGCACAGUAAGUGGUGCUUUACAGUUGUUACAGUAGGACAAUCCCUAAUAUAAAUUGAAUAAUAUUAAUGUUUAAGUGGGGAUGUUCCUAUUUGGAGGCUGAAGUUUAUAGCUGUGAGUACAGGUCUUUGACAUUUACUAUGUGCUUAUGUAUCACUCGUGUAGCAUUUAAGAUUACUGUCUAAGUUUAUCUUAUCACUUUGUCAGUACUUACCAACAGGCUUGCAUUUUAAAUUUGAUGUUAAUAAUGACUUUAAUGUUGUUUCUGGUUUUGCAUUUUUGUUAUUGUACUUCACCUGACAGAAUGACCAAUUCUUUUGUUUUGUUAGUGUUGUGAAGAAUUAUGUUAAGCAUUUUGAGACAGAAUACUAUAUUUGUGAAUAUAAUUUUAUGGCUUCUUUUCAUUUAAAGGAUACCUUUCAGUAUGGAAAUUUAUGAAAAUUGCUUUCUGCCCUAUAAUCUGUCAUUUGUUGUAGAUUAAAGCUUAUUUUUCUGUGAAUAAGACUUAUUCAAUA
This is a messenger RNA of Chionomys nivalis (European snow vole), 6728 nucleotides long. RefSeq names its product X-linked inhibitor of apoptosis (gene Xiap). The record is from RefSeq and is a predicted model, not a curated record. Gene Ontology annotation, cellular component: cytoplasm; nucleus. NCBI's taxonomy places the organism in Eukaryota, Metazoa, Chordata, Mammalia, Rodentia, Cricetidae. The transcript has 8 exons. Bases 34 to 1788 code for a protein of 584 amino acids.